This is a messenger RNA of Lineus longissimus, 1525 nucleotides long. RefSeq names its product dnaJ homolog subfamily C member 17-like. The transcript is spliced from 13 exons. The record is from RefSeq and is a predicted model, not a curated record. Gene Ontology annotation, molecular function: RNA binding. NCBI's taxonomy places the organism in Eukaryota, Metazoa, Nemertea, Pilidiophora, Heteronemertea, Lineidae. Gene Ontology annotation, biological process: spliceosomal complex disassembly. The coding region runs from base 10 to 1155 and encodes 381 amino acids. Gene Ontology annotation, cellular component: spliceosomal complex.
CCAACCAAAAUGGCGGAUCUUGCAAAUAAAAAUUUGUAUGCAACUUUAGAAGUCUCCGAGGAUGCAACUGAAAAAGAGAUUGUGAAGGCUUAUAGGAAAAAAGCUCUGAAAUGCCAUCCAGACAAGAAUCCAGAUAACCCUAAAGCCGCUGACCUGUUCCAUGAGUUGUCCAAGGCUCUUGAAGUUCUCACAGAUGCAGCUGCAAAGGCGGCUUAUGACAAGAUUCGUGCUGCCCAGAAAAAGGCUGCAGAGAGAACUAGAGCUUUAGAUUCUAAGAGAAGGAGGUUAAAAGAAGACCUAGAAGCAAAAGAGAGUGCUUCACAGUCUGGCCAGCAGGUCAGAACAGUCCCUGAUAAAACAGCUGCAGAAAGGUUACAAGCAGAGAUUGAGCGCUUACAGAAAGAGGGAUCGAGAAUUCUCGAACAAGAACAGGAGUAUAUGAAAGAGGAGCUCAAGAGGAAGGACGAAUCGACAAUUGAACUUGAAGAAGACGGUGAUGAAGAUGUUACUCCAAAACUUAGGGUGAAAUGGAAAUGUAGGAAGGAUGAUCCAACAAAUGGCGGCUAUUCCCAUGACUUUCUGCGCAAGGCAUUUUCAAAGUAUGGUAAAGUGACCAAUCUACUUGUCUCAAGUAAGAAGAAUGGAAGUGCCCUUGUCGAAUUUGCAUCAUCUGCAUGCGCUCAAUCUGCAUACCUACAUGAGGUUGGCCUCCCAAACAAUCCAGUGACAAUCAUAUUUCUACAAGGACAGCCAACUCAAAAGACACCAGCCAAACGAAGGAAUGAGAGUCCAACUCAUCUGCCUGGUGCAUCUAGUGGAGUUGAUGAUUUUGAACAGGCUGUAUUGAUGAGAAUGAGGCAGGCCCAGCAAGCUAGAGAAAAAGAUGGAAUCCAGGAACCCUCCCGAACCCAUUUGCCCUGUGAACCUGAGGACUUUGAGGCAUCGGUAUUGAAAAGACUACAUCAGGCUCAACAAACGAGUACAGCCAGUCAAAGUGCAGGACUUCUUAUCCAUCCUCCAAAACCAGCUCAAAAACCUAUAAAGCCACCUACAGCUGUUGAGUUUCGAGAUUUUGAGAGUGUGGCCGACAUGCAGGCAAGAAGGGCAGCAGAGAGAAAACGGUUAAUUGAACAAAUACAAUCUGAGGAUGAUUGACAUGUGUCUGUUAAAGACAGGAAUUUCUUUCAAUCAAGGACACCAUAUUGAAGUUCCAGAUGGAGAUUUUUCGUUAUGGUGCAUCACUGGCAGUGUGUUAGUUUCAUCAGUGAUGGUUUACUCACUUGGAAAGAUACAUUACAAUAUCAGUGAACUUAUCCCAGUGGUCUGGUUGUGACUUUGUCUUCAUGAAACCAAUUUGAGGUGAAAUUUCCAAUCGGACGCUACGGAAUCUCUCCCAUUGCAUCAGGUCACAAUAGGGUCAUCCUUUCCAGGAACAGGAGGUAGAAGUUACAUUUGAACAGCCCACAGAAAUGUAGAAUGAGCAGUAUUUGCAUGAUGGGAUGAAUUAAAGAAUAAAAAUUUGAAA